This is a messenger RNA of Hymenoscyphus albidus, 918 nucleotides long. The record is from the annotation of a GenBank genome assembly. Lineage: Eukaryota; Fungi; Ascomycota; Leotiomycetes; Helotiales; Helotiaceae.
AUGGCGUUCAAAUUGGAAAGUUUUAUCAGAGACCCUGGGUCCGUAUCUGAUCUCGAUACUGAGAAAAUGUCUACGAUGGAGCUUGGUGAUAAUCCGAGGCAAGAAGAUACAGUGGAGCAAAAUGACGAUGCAGCAGCAAGUGCGAACGACCAACCAGCGGGAAACCGGCCGUCGAACUGGAAUCCUGUUACUUGGCCAAUACGGACCUGGAACUUUCUUCGAUCUCUUCGAAAGUUCGAAGCUGCUGAUAUCAAGGACGCAACGAUGGGUACAGUCGAUGGGAUUACAGUGCCCUUUGUUCUCACAGCCGGACUAUCGUCGUAAGCCUUUUUUCCCCUCGUUAAAAUCCAAAAUUCGCUAAUUGUGCUGGCAUGACAGAAUCAAAAACUCGAAGAUUGUUGUUAUGGCUGGAGUGGCUGAACUGAUCGGUGGAGCAGUGUCUAUGGCGAUGGCCGCUUAUCUCAGUACUUCUGCUGAAGAGAUGGCCGCACAAGUGGAUGAAGAAGCAUCAAGAGCAAUUAGAUCGGCUGUGAUCAUGUUUUUCUCCUAUUUGAUAGGUAUGUGAGGUUGGUUGGUCUGAGAUCUGCCUCUGGGGGGUUCAGUCCUCGCCCUCCGUCCUAUCUCUCAGCCUAAGCAAGAACUGACAACCCUUUCAGGAAGUAUAAUCCCAAUGAUUCCCUACUUCACCCAGAUAGAAACGAUGAAGGCACUCGGGAUAUCUGCGAGCAUUGCCGCCAUCAUGGGGUUCGCCCUCAGCUAUGUCAUGGGAUACUUCAGCCUUGGAAAGAAACAUAAGACGGCUCUGUGUGUAGCUCUCAGGAACUUGGGUAUCGGGGUCGUAGCUACACUUGCGAGUUUUUGGAUUAUCAAGGGACUUAACAAAAGGUGGGAGGCGUGUUGACGAGGGUUGGAGAGGAC